This is a messenger RNA of Anopheles maculipalpis, 3311 nucleotides long. RefSeq names its product zinc metalloproteinase-disintegrin-like NaMP. Bases 1 to 3279 code for a protein of 1092 amino acids. The record is from RefSeq and is a predicted model, not a curated record. Gene Ontology annotation, biological process: membrane protein ectodomain proteolysis. NCBI's taxonomy places the organism in Eukaryota, Metazoa, Arthropoda, Insecta, Diptera, Culicidae. The transcript is spliced from 2 exons. Gene Ontology annotation, molecular function: metalloendopeptidase activity.
AUGUGGCGGCUGUUGCAAACCGCUCGAAUCGGAGUGAAUGUCCGAUCGAGAGGAGGAUAUCUCGAGUGCAGAAUGCCUCAAACGUUACUCAUCGUGCUGCUGCUGGUGUGCCACACUGUGAUAGUGAGGGCUGUGAUAGACAAACGUAGUGCCUUAGAUCUUCGCCGGCUAGAGCUGGGGAGUGUUGAUCAUCCGUUCACGGAAGGACAUUUGAACGAGAAUUUUGAGCUGCACGAUAGGAUUUUCCCAACAUUUCACUGCCCCCGUACGAAACGAGCCCUUCGCUCAUCAUCGCUGGACGAUGCUGACAGCAGUCAGGGCGGAUCGCUGGACCGACGGCCGUCAACUAGGCGAAGACCCCAUCGCGAGCGACUUACGAUACAGUACGGAAUGCGGGGUGAAACGAUGACUCUCGAUCUGACGCUGAACGAAAACAUUAUCCCGGACGAUUACACCUUCGUGCAUCAAUCGGCCGAGGGAAAGGAUAUCGUGGAACGACUCGAUCGGGACGCAGUUGAACUGUGCCAUUAUGAAGGAACCGUACGGGAACGACCCGGUUCACGGGUUGCCAUAUCUACGUGUAAUGGAUCGAUCGGUGGUGUGAUCUACGAGCGUAACGAAACCUACCUCAUCGAGUAUCACAACGAUACACAUUUGCUUUAUCGGAGACGCUCCAAACGGGACAUCCUGGAUAACGAGCUGCAAGUGGUGGAUGCUCCAGAAGGUGCAGGAACGAAUAACAAAACGGCCUUUUCCACCGGCUAUCGGGAGGACACCGAUUCGCUGUUUGUCGAGCUGGUGCUAGUCGUCGAUCGGACGCUGUUUUUAAAGUUUAGCACGAACGUCCAACGGGUGCACCAGCAUUGUCUGUCGGUGGUGAACGUGUUGAACGAGCUGUACCGACCACUCAACAUAUACAUCCUGCUAGUGGGUGUAGUGCUUUGGAACACGCGGGACAAUAUCAUCAUCUCGACCGAUUCGAAGCAAACGCUUACCAGCUUUCUUGCGUACCGGAAGGAUCAGUUGCUUCGACAAAUCCCGAACGAUAAUGCACAUCUGCUAACGGCUGUCCGCUUUCCGGACGGUGUCAUCGGAAAGGCUGAACUUGGUUCCAUGUGCAGUAUGGCCGGAUCGGGUGGUAUUGCUGUGGUGGAGAACUUUGUCGUAACGCCGCUGGCAACAACGAUCGCGCACGAAUUGGGCCACAACUUUAACAUCGAUCACGAUACGGAAGAGUGCGGUGGAUCUCGCUGUCCCGGACCGGGACCGUGCAUUAUGGAGGCAAAGUUGCGCGAUUCUGCCGACAUACCGAACCGUUGGAGCGACUGUAGUGUGGACGAUUUGCAGGAAUCGCUCAAACGAGGAUUGGGCGCUUGUUUGAAGAAUAAACCUACACGGUUGCUGGUGCGAGCUGUGUGCGGAAAUGGUUUACUGGAGCCGGGCGAACAGUGUGAUUGUGGUCGGCGUGAUAGUUGUGAUAAUAGUUGCUGUGAUGCACGGACGUGUCAGUUGCGUGCGAAUGCCACCUGUGCUACGGGGGCUUGCUGUGAUUUGGCGACCUGUCAGCCAAAACAGGCCGGUAGCGUUUGUCGACAAGCGCGUGGCGAAUGCGAUCUUCCUGAGUAUUGCGAUGGGCAGGGUGAGCUGUGUCCAAAGGAUGUUUAUCUGCGUGAUACGAGUCCGUGCCGAAAGGGAGAAGCGUACUGUUACCGGGGCGAAUGUAAUACCCGGGACGGUCAAUGUCAACGGCUGUGGGGACCCUCGGCACGAUCAGGGCUGGAGGUGUGCUAUGAAGCUAAUGUGAAUGGGACCAUUUUUGGAAACUGUGGUAACGAUCUGUCGACAGAUAGGUACGAGCCCUGUACAACCCAUGACCUGCACUGUGGGUUGCUGCACUGUACGCAUCAAAGUGAGAAGCUUGAGUAUGGCAUAGAAGCGUAUGCAAAGCGAACGGCUACCAAAUUCCAACGCUACGGACCACGUGGAACGGUUCGGACGACGAUUUGCAAUGCGGUUAUCGUUGAUCUUGGACUGGACGUAGUCAAUCCUGGUCUUGUGCCCGAUGGUACCAAAUGUGGCGCAGGACGCAUGUGUUACCAGCAGCAAUGUGUCGCAAUCAGCCGUCUGCAGGAGGAGCAAGAUAUUGGUGACGAAUGUCCUGCGAACUGCAACGGAAACGGGGUGUGCAACAGUCAGGGCCACUGUCACUGUCAUCCUGGUUUUGCACCACCGUUUUGCGAUGGUCCUGGAGACGGAGGAUCAAUCGACAGUGGACCGGCGGGGCGAUCGGCAAACAACGUGCACGAACUGCUGCUGAAGGUAUUUGUGCCUGCUAUGGCAGUCGGUGGUUUGCUGUUAAUACCUAGUCUCAUCCUGCUAAUUGUUAAACGCACGUUGUUGAUGGCGCAACUACGUGUUGUUUUGAAACGAUUCCGUGAGCGGAAGUAUGGCCACAUUGUGGUACCGCCGGCAUCCCCGACCGCUGUUGUAGCUCCAACCACGAUGAAGACGACUGAUAGCCAAAGAAAAGCUGCUAAUGACACCCGACGCCCUACGAUCCCGCCUCCACCACCCCUCCCGGAAACAAAGCAACCGCAAUGCUUUAUCAAUGUGAACAUCAGCAAAGACGGCAAGGUGACGAUCGAGAACAAGCUGAUCGAUUCUCCAUUUCUACACAAACCGAGCGUUGUCGAUACGCACGAAGCGUUCCGUAUGCGACUACUGCAGGAACGAUCCUUCAGCGUGGAAAGUUCCACAUCCUCCGAACAUCCGCUCGUUACAGCGGAAACGCAUAAACCAAGCCUCACCAGCUUAACCGAACCGGUAGAGGGAGCUUCCCAGGGAAAAGUGUUCGGUUCGGUACUGCAGCAGCUAAAGCAAACCGAUCGUAUGCACACCUUCCAGAGCCAUCGUUCCAAGAGUGAUGAGAGACCUGCUGCGGCAAGGCAACUUCCAAAGCUUCCGCGUCAGUACACAAUCAGCGACUUUGACUCGAUCGAACGGUUGCCCGAUGUGGACGAAGAAGAGCCACAAAAACCUGCCACACCGAAACAGAUUCCACGGCCAUUGCCACGAGUAGCGCCGGGUGCUGCCACGUCACGGUUACUUCCGACCACACCAUCUAGCGGAACCGGUAGUGGUAUCGGCAGCAAGCUCAAAACAUUAGAUAAAGCACAUCUAUCUUCCGGCGCUCCAGUACCCGGAAAGUUGUCCACGGGCAACAACGUAGCAGCACUGAAGGCAAAGCUGAAUCUAGCGGAAAUUGGUGCAAGAAGAUAGCGAGCGCGUGAUUCGUGAGGCACGUUCGGCAC